GCAGGAUCCGCCCCUUCCGCCCGCCCCUUCCGCCGCGGCCAUGGCGGAACCGAUGGGGCCUUUUAUUGAGGUCCGAACCGGGACAGGCCGAUUCCUCUGCUACUGUGGACCCGACGGCGCCGUCUAUGUGACCGACGCGAUGGAGGUCUGGGCCGGGGAGCUCGGUGACUGCCCGGCGCUCGGCUUUGUAGGUGCCAGUGGGGACAGGGGAAGGCGGGAGAGCCCGGGGCUGAGACCGGGGUACUGGCGGGGCAGGAUGGAUCUGGACCCAGGAGCACGGCGCGAUGCUCAGGCCCCACCUCGCCUGGGGCGGCCCCCCCUCUCUCCUGCUCCCCUUACCCCUGCGCCCCGCAGGGCCGCCCCGGGUCACGGGGCCGCCGCGCUGGGCCUGGGUCCGGGUUCGGCCACGCUGCGGCUGCCGGAAGAGCCGCAGUGCCCGGUCCUGACCCUCGCCCAGCUGCCCGCCGCCGAGGCGCGCAGCCAGCUUCAGGCGCUGGUCUUCGGCAUGGCCGGCUGCAUCGAGAGCCUGGAGAGGCGCCUGGAAGUCGUAGUGGAGACAUUAGCAUCUUCCUGCAGCCCUGAGAAGAACACUGCCCAGAGCUAGCAGCUCUUCCUGCCAGACCCCAGCCCCAGGAAGAAUAAGGCUUCUGGCUCAGCUUUGCCAGCCAAAAGGAAGGUACCGGGGGAGUCUCUCAUUAACCCUGUUUUCAAAAGGUCAGUGCUGGGGCUGGAUGGUGCUCGCUGGGCACCCUGUGGGCUCUGCUCCGAAGUUACGUGGCAGCAGGGCUUGGGGCUUGUGACUCUGAUGUUUCCUCCAUCCCCUUUCAGCAAGAGGGCGCCAUCUGGAGUGAAUUUCGAGGACUCCUGAUGGGUGCUGUCCUGUGCCCUGAUGACAGCCCUAUGGACCCCUAUGUCCGAGUGAGGAGGUGUCCCUGUUGUUCCAGACCUGCUGAGCUCCUCGACCCAGGGAGACAACAGAGGCAGCAGUACCUGGCCGCCACCCCUCAGCUUUCCCCUUUGGGGGGAACAGAGGGAGCAGAGGGGACACCAGCAUGGUGCGUGUUUCCCCUGCAGCUCUUCCCUGCUGGCAGGGACCCAGCUCCUGACCUCACUUACCAUGAACUGGUGGAGUUUGGAUGGAGCUUUGAUACCAUGGAAUGGAAAGAUGACCUGUGCUUUGCUUCUUGCUACUAAAGGUGUUUUUAGCCAGC
Messenger RNA from Motacilla alba alba, 1211 nucleotides. RefSeq names its product PAXX non-homologous end joining factor (gene PAXX). Lineage: Eukaryota; Metazoa; Chordata; Aves; Passeriformes; Motacillidae. Gene Ontology annotation, molecular function: molecular adaptor activity. Gene Ontology annotation, biological process: double-strand break repair via nonhomologous end joining. The record is from RefSeq and is a predicted model, not a curated record. Gene Ontology annotation, cellular component: nucleus; site of double-strand break; nonhomologous end joining complex. The transcript has 6 exons.